CUGAGCAGGAGGACACGUGCAGUUGUACUUCAUUUCAGUUGCUUGUUUCACUUUGAUUUUUUGAUUUACAGUUUAGUGAAUUUGGUGUGGGCAGCGCCCACAGAAGCCGACCUUAUUCCAAUACCAUCGCCCGAGAAUGGGGAUGUCGACAUUUACAAAUUGUUUUCUCUCUGCGUUUGAUUAUAAAACUGCAAAGUAUGUUGUUGCGGAAAAUAAGAAAGUUGGCGUAUUAUUUAGAGUUGUUCAGUUGUCUAUCAUAGGAUACUUAAUCGGGUGGGUUUUUAUAACAAAGAAGGGUUACCAAGCUACAGAGGAGUCCAUACAGAGCUCUGUGAUCACCAAAGUGAAGGGGGUUGUAUUAACCAAUUCCAGCGACACAGGACUCAGUCUGUGGGGACCAGAGGACUAUGUUAUCCCACCUCAUGGAGAAGCAAGUCUUUUCAUCACAACUAAUUUCAUAGAAACACCAAAUCAGACACUAGGAAUCUGUGCAGAGAGCUUUAAAGUUCCUGAUGGUCGCUGUCAGAACAAUACUCACUGCCUUCAUGGAGAGGCAGUUACAGCUGGUCAUGGAAUAAAGACUGGUCGGUGCUUGAAAGAUGGAAAUGAAACAAAUGGAACAUGUGAAAUACAUGGCUGGUGUCCAGUUGAAAGGAGUCAGAAACCCCAUGUGCCCCUCUUGGGAAAAGCUGAAAACUUUACCAUCUAUAUCAAGAACUUCAUCAAAUUUCCAAAAUUCAGCUUCUCAAAAUCAAAUGUCCGUGAGACAAACGCCGACACUUAUUUACAGAAGUGCAUCUAUGAUGAGGCGGCCCAUCCCUACUGUCCCAUCUUCCGUGUGGGGGGUAUUAUCAACAAAACUGGACACAGGUUUCAGGACAUGGCUCAAACAGGUGGGGCCAUUGGGAUCCUGAUCGACUGGAACUGUGAUCUGGACAAAGGAUCGUCGCACUGCCAUCCCAGAUACAGCUUCACCCGUCUGGACAAGACCUCUGUCAGCUCGGCAGGCUACAACUUCAGAUAUGCCCGCUAUUACAAGAAUGCUGCUGGACAGACCUACAGGACUUUGUACAAGGUGUAUGGAAUUCGUUUUGACAUCAUGGUUCAUGGAAAGGCAGGAAAGUUCAAUAUCAUCCCCACCAUAAUUAACAUUGGAUCGGGACUUGCUCUGAUGGGAGCUGGUACUGUCCUCUGUGAUAUGGUCUUGCUUUACAUGAUGAAACAGAGGACCCUCUACAGACAGAAAAAGUUUGAAUCUGCGAAGAGUGGCCCAUCAGACAGCGAUGGUACCAGUACACAAGCUGGAACUCCAGAGGGACGGGGACCAGAUUCAGAUGAGAAUCGUAAGAUGCUCCGCCAUAAGGAAGAUGUUCCGAUGACGCAGACUUCAAACUGAUUGCAAGUCCACUCAUUAGACUGUUCUAAUGUUCUGUUAGGGUGUGCUUUCCAAAAAGGAUGGUUACACAGUUACAGGGGGCCCGCGGGGGUUGGGGUGGAGUUUGGACGAUUGUAUUGGCCCAGAACUGGCAGCAGGCCCCCAGAGAGCCCCCCCCCCCCCCCCAAUAAUACUUUAUACCCUGCAUGGUUAGCACCUCAUUAGCAACUUACAUGGUUGGAACAUGCAGUUGCGACAUAACUGUUCCCGAAACUUAGUUCAUGGUGCAACCUACGCUGUCAGAUCAAGUCAUAGUUCCAACAAAUGUUCACAAACAGUGUUUGAACUACAGCUCAGAGCAACAGCCAAAGACCUGAAAUCAACCUGAAAAUGGCUGGAUGUUAUACUGAUGCUUUUUUGGUUCAUUUUUCCACUUUGUUAUUUUGAAUAAAUAAAUGAAUAAAUGA
Alosa alosa (allis shad) is the source of this 1842-nucleotide messenger RNA. It is a transcript of the gene p2rx8, whose product is annotated as purinergic receptor P2X, ligand-gated ion channel, 8. Bases 137 to 1396 code for a protein of 419 amino acids. Lineage: Eukaryota; Metazoa; Chordata; Actinopteri; Clupeiformes; Clupeidae. The record is from RefSeq and is a predicted model, not a curated record. Gene Ontology annotation, cellular component: nuclear inner membrane; plasma membrane. Gene Ontology annotation, molecular function: extracellularly ATP-gated monoatomic cation channel activity; purinergic nucleotide receptor activity. Gene Ontology annotation, biological process: monoatomic cation transmembrane transport; response to ATP. The transcript is spliced from 12 exons.